CACACUGAAAGUAUUCUCCAUAGCCAACACACCAGCAGACUUCACCAGCUUAGUGAAAGCCAGAUACAUUGUUCCACGCAAGAAUGAAGACUUUGCAGACCACUUUUUUUUUGUUUGUGUUUGUACCUUUGACGAAGUCAGCACCACCUAUACAGCAAGAAUCACUCCAGUUUUAUGAGUAUGAUACAGAUGUUACCAUGGGAAACCUGAUUCAACAAGAUUAUGAAAUGCAGUCCAAGGACAUAAGAAAGGAUGGAAUAAAUGUUUCUCUUGACACUUCCCUAAGACUGCAAGCGGAUGACAGCGAUAGCAAUGUACAACCAACAAAGGAUACAAAUUUACCUACUUGUCUGCUCUGUGUGUGUUUAAGUGGAUCAGUGUACUGCGAGGAAAUAGACAUCGAAGCUGUACCCCCACUGCCAAAGGAAACAGCAUAUCUUUAUGCACGAUUUAAUAAAAUAAAAAGGAUAGCAGUCUCAGAUUUUGCUGACAUUACUACCUUGAGAAGAAUUGAUUUUAGUGGAAAUAGGAUAGAAGAAAUAGAAGAUGGAGCCUUUUCAAAGCUUUUGUUAUUGGAAGAACUUUCUCUUGCUGAAAAUCGACUUCUAAAACUCCCUGUUCUACCUCCCAAACUAACAACAUUUAAUGCAAAUCAAAAUAGAAUCAAGAGCAGAGGAAUCAAAGCAAAUGCUUUCAAGAAGCUGACAAAUUUGGCCUAUCUCUACUUAGGACAUAACGCACUGGAAUCUGUUCCCCUUAACUUACCGGAAAGUCUGCGUAUUCUUCACCUUCAGUACAACAAUAUCACUACAAUCACCGACGACACAUUCUGCAAAUCUAAUAACACACGUUACAUCCGCACACAUAUGGAUGAGAUAAGGAUGGAAGGGAAUCCGAUCCUCUUGGCAAAGCAUGUCAAUGCUUUUUCCUGCUUGAGAACACUGCCCGUAGGAACAUACUACUAGCCACUACUUACGUAGUUACACAUGCCAAAACUUAAACAUGGUAACAAAAGAUCAUUCUUUUUCCUCUGUUUAUAUGUUUAUAU
Messenger RNA from Pterocles gutturalis (yellow-throated sandgrouse), 1048 nucleotides. RefSeq names its product osteoglycin (gene OGN). Bases 84 to 965 code for a protein of 293 amino acids. NCBI's taxonomy places the organism in Eukaryota, Metazoa, Chordata, Aves, Pterocliformes, Pteroclidae. The record is from RefSeq and is a predicted model, not a curated record. Gene Ontology annotation, molecular function: protein binding. The transcript has 6 exons.